UAAAUGCAGUUUCUGUUUUCAACACAUCUGGCUCUUUACCCAGGAAUUAAUGACGAACAACCAAACAGUUUUCCCAACGUUAUGUCUGAGAUUAUCUUUUCAAGAAGAGCAAAAAACCUUCGUUAUCGUCUCCUUCUGUUGUUAUAUAAGGAACUAGAGGACAUAAAAAUAUUAUUUUUUAUUCGUUCAGACAACAGACUUGUUAAAAUGAAAGUUUUUUUUAGUAUCCUCUUGGUUGUCUGUCUCAGUGAGGCAGUAUCAUGUCAAACUCCUCCGCCGGGGCUCUGUGGUUUUAACAUUGAUCAGAUAGAAGAGUACGUUGCAUGCACAAAAAAGAAGUUUCCAGUCUGGGUUAUUAGAGAAUCUGAUAAAUGCAGAGAUGAAAUCAUGCCUGGUUCGACAGAUGUUGAUAUAAUAUUGAAAAUAUGUGAAAACGAAGAGACUGGAAUAAUGUUCCUCACGUGCUUUCGCCCUAUAUUUGAGGAAAUGGAGGAGGAAGCUAAUGAAAUUAUAAAACAGUGUGUGCUUCAAGUACAGGGUUAAAAGCUUUAGCCUUAGGUUUCCUGAAUAUCUGGACCAUAACAAAGAACCCCUGAAAGUUUCAUGACAAUCAGAAUUCUGGAAGUGAACACUGGGAAAGUAACAAGGGGAGAAAUUGAAAUGGCGACCAAACUCCUAAAAUUCUAAAAUGAAUAAAGUAAAUUGUUUUAAAACCCCUCUGCGAUAUACUCAAGAUCCCCUGAAAAUGUCAUGGUAAUAAGAGGUCAUGAAGUUGGACAAACUUCGCCACGGACAUCGAACACACAGAGACAAGCCAAUUUAUAGUAUAGAUUAUAAUGUGGUAAACAUUAUGGUUUGUUUGUUUAUUUUUUGAAUUUCGCGCAAAGCUACACGAGGGCUACCUGCGCUAGCUAUCCCUAAUUUAGCAGUGUAAGACUAGAGGGAAAGCAGCUAGUCAUCACCACCCACCGCC
This is a messenger RNA of Limulus polyphemus (Atlantic horseshoe crab), 973 nucleotides long. RefSeq lists its product as uncharacterized. Bases 4 to 543 code for a protein of 179 amino acids. Lineage: Eukaryota; Metazoa; Arthropoda; Merostomata; Xiphosura; Limulidae. The transcript is spliced from 6 exons. The record is from RefSeq and is a predicted model, not a curated record.